AUCCAUCCUCGCGGAAGUUGUGACGUGGUCGCAUGAGUUUGGUUCGUGUGACUGUCUACUCGUUGAGGUAGAGCCGGGUAGUGACACAGCGGCUGUAUCAGAAUGUCAGAAGGGGACAGUGCUGGGGACUCAAUCCAUGGAAAACCAUCUGUAGUUGCUGCCUUUUUCACACGGGUCGGACAGAUCUAUCAGUCAUGGCUCGACAAAUCAACACCAUACUCUAUAGUGCGAUGGGCCUCCACACUUGUACUUACUGCGCUGUACAUGAUCCGAGUGUACAUACUCCAGGGUUGGUACAUAGUUACAUAUGCCUUGGGAAUCUACCAUCUGAACCUGUUCAUUGCUUUUCUAUCACCAAAAGUGGAUCCUUCACUGCUUGAUGAAGAUGAGGGCCCAGCCCUUCCUACCAAGCAGAAUGAAGAGUUCCGUCCUUUCAUCAGGAGGUUGCCUGAGUUCAAAUUCUGGCAUUCAGCAACAAAAGGCAUUGUCAUUGCCAUGGUUUGCACCUUUUUUGAAGCCUUCAACGUGCCGGUGUUCUGGCCUAUACUUGUGAUGUACUUCAUCAUGCUCUUCUGCAUCACCAUGAAGAGGCAGAUCAAGCAUAUGAUCAAGUAUAGAUACCUACCAUUCACGCAUGGAAAGAGGACAUAUAAAGGCAAGGAAGAAACAGGGAAACCUUUUGCUAGUUAAAACCCCCACUUCCCUUUGUCCUUGUAUGAAAUUUACCAUUCACAGUCCAUGGAGAGAUAGGGGCUCAGAUCAUUUUUUGUAAGGGGACAUUUACAUGACAAGAAUAAAAACGACACCAUUAUUGAUCCACGUUUGACAGUGUUGUAAGAGCAUUCUCUCGGCGCAGAUCAAACAAGUCUGAAAGUGUUGCCUUUGACCACUAGGAUUGAUGGGAGGGGAGGGGGCGUUCUUUAGAGGACUCUAGUCCUACAUUUAGAUUUGGCCAACAUUUGUUAGGAGUCGGUGGGACUCUGUGCUGCCGUUUGCCUUUUAAAGCCUGCUGGUUUUGUACGAGCUCACAGAGAACCACAAUGAAAAAGCAUUUACUCCCCCUCUUGUUAGCCCCCGUUGAUUUUUCAAUAAUAUAAAUGGAUGGAUGAGUAUUAUGUCA
Messenger RNA from Syngnathus acus (greater pipefish), 1120 nucleotides. It is a transcript of the gene rer1, whose product is annotated as retention in endoplasmic reticulum sorting receptor 1. Bases 103 to 690 code for a protein of 195 amino acids. Gene Ontology annotation, cellular component: Golgi membrane. Gene Ontology annotation, biological process: retrograde vesicle-mediated transport, Golgi to endoplasmic reticulum; protein retention in ER lumen. The transcript is spliced from 7 exons. NCBI's taxonomy places the organism in Eukaryota, Metazoa, Chordata, Actinopteri, Syngnathiformes, Syngnathidae. The record is from RefSeq and is a predicted model, not a curated record.